This is a messenger RNA of Alnus glutinosa, 1199 nucleotides long. RefSeq names its product monooxygenase 1-like. The coding region runs from base 187 to 891 and encodes 234 amino acids. Lineage: Eukaryota; Viridiplantae; Streptophyta; Magnoliopsida; Fagales; Betulaceae. The transcript has 3 exons. The record is from RefSeq and is a predicted model, not a curated record. Gene Ontology annotation, molecular function: FAD binding.
UUGCCAAUUUUCUAAACACUCUCCAUCGGCUCAUCUCCAAGUUAAGGAUCUGGAGAAGCUUGGUGUGUAGAACGAAGUAAAUUAAUUGAAUUGCUGGCGGCUCAUUUGCCGGUUGGCACAAUUCGGUUUGGAUGCCACAUAAUCUCAAUCAAAUUGGACGCACACACUUCAACUCCAAUCCUUGAUAUGCAUGAUGGAAGCAUAAUUGAGGCUAAGGUUGUGAUUGGAUGUGAUGGAGGCAACUCAGUGAUUGGGGAUUUUCUGGAGCUAAAGCCUCCGAAGCUUUUAUCCAAAGUAUGUUCGGUGAGAGGCUUUACAAAUUAUCCAAAUGGGCAUGGAUUUGGCACCGUUGGCAUACGCCAAAUGAAGGGUCAAGUCAUGCUUGGAAGAGCUACUAUUACUGAAACGUUGGUUUACUGGACCGUACUUGUGCAAGUUUACCCUCGAGAUUCAAAUGUUUGGAAAGAUCCAAAGCUUAUUAGACAGUUUGCUCUAGAGUCAACCAAAGGCUUCCCUACAGAGAUGAUAGAGAUGAUUAACAGCAGUGACGAGAAUUCACUGUCUCUCACACACAUCAGAUAUCGUGAGCCAUGGGACGUACUAUUGGGAAGGUUUCGGAAAGGAAGCGUGACUGUAGCAGGGGAUGCAAUGCAUAUAAUGGGCCCGUUCCUUGGUCAGGGUGGCUCGGCAGCUCUUGAAGAUGCUGUUGUGCUUGCCAGAUGCUUGGCUCCGAAGUUGCGUGAGGUGAACUUGGAAAGAAAUGGAGGGGAGACGAUGGUCGUGCAAAAAGUUGGAGAGGCACUGGACGCGUAUGUGAAGGAGAGGAGGAUGAGACUCGUGUGGUUGUCUGCACAAACUUAUCUCGCGGGGAAAUUAUUGCUUGAUUCUUAGCCGUUGCCUUUGAAGUUUCUUACUCUCGUCGUCAUGACUGCUCUCUUUAGAGACCCAGGUGGUCAUAGUCGAUAUGAUUGUGGCCGCCGUUAAGACCUAUUGAAGGCGUCAGCAGCUAUUGCCACUAUAUUCUUUUAUUUAGUGUUGUUUCUUUUUUAAUCCAAUAAGGGGCUUAGCCCAAGUCAGUGAGUUAGUCAGUUAAAUAAGAGCCUAGGCCCAAAUUCAAACAAAUUAGGCUUAGAUUUGCCCUAAAGCUGUUUAGGCACCCUUUUGUAUCCCAAUGGAGGCAGAAAAUUGAUGAAUAAUAA